GCAACGUACAUUCUUGUGAAGAUGCGACUGUUUGGAGUGCUGCUAGCAGCGUCAUGGGCGAUCAUCGCAAGUGAAGCUUCGUCGAGGCUGGACGUGAUCGAUUUGCCGACAGGGUUCUUUCCGGAAGGCAUCACCAACGGCGAAGGAUGGACAGCCUUCGUGGGCUCAUUGUUAAGUGAGAGCUCCACUAUAUUCCGCAUUGACGUAGCCUGUGAUUUCAUGUUGCUCUUGACGAAUCUACUUCAUUUCCCGAUCGGUUCAUUUUGGUGAUUAUCGACACACGGUCUAGAAAUUGGUUCGUCAUAUCCCGGGAAAAAUGUUGCCACUUGAGCGACUGGACGUAUGUAUCCGAUUCGCUCAGUAACUGCGGAGGGUACCAGAUCGCGUAUGCUUCCCCUCCAUCAAUCCAGGAGCUGUUCGCUCCCCCUGCCCUCCUUAGCACUGGUCCGUCCCACCUUUGUCAGUAUUCUAACAACUACGGCAUGCACGGCUACGAGUGUACCUUCCUUCGUACGCCAUGCCAGCGUCUGGAGGCAUUGUGACCCCAUCGCGCUCCCUUGGCCUGUACUGGCGAGGUUCCAAUAACG
This is a messenger RNA of Ectocarpus sp. CCAP 1310/34, 587 nucleotides long. The record is from the annotation of a GenBank genome assembly. NCBI's taxonomy places the organism in Eukaryota, Phaeophyceae, Ectocarpales, Ectocarpaceae.